AUGCUGAUUUUCAACGGAACAAAUCAUUUAUUGUUUUUAUUGUUAUUACCUAUUGCAUUUGACAUAGGAGGAAAAACAGCCGGUUUAGCAAGAGUGCUGUGGUGGAAAAAUCAGGGUUUAGGUUGGAUAUUUUUACAACUUUUAACAAUAUCACAACCCUUCUUGUUUCCUUAUUUUCUUAUCCAUUCAUUUCAAAUUACAUACACGUUGAUCGGAGAAAAACAAAUACCGACUAUUUUAAAUUAUUAUGAAGCUUUUUUGACAUAUUUAGCGCCAUUAUUCGCAAUCAUUGAAGGUGCUUCUACAGCAAUAGUUAUUAUUAUAUUUAGACACAAAGUUCAACAAUAUUUGGAGCAAGACGAAGGAAUACAAGUAUGGUAG
Molecule: messenger RNA, 381 nt
Organism: Funneliformis caledonium
Lineage: Eukaryota; Fungi; Glomeromycota; Glomeromycetes; Glomerales; Glomeraceae
Source: the annotation of a GenBank genome assembly